AUGAGCAGCGCUGGUGGUUUUUAUAAGUACCGAUGCAAGUACUUUUACACACACAACUGCCCCAACUGGGUUUGGGUGAACAAUGCGCCUUGCGCAUCAUGUCUUGCCGAUGGUCGCGAUAACGAAGAACCCCAUCUCCCAUCAUGGGGACUUCCCCGGGACAUCGUCGUGCCCCAAGUCCUCGACGGCAUCCUUCAGUACACCCUCAUGGAGCUUGUAGCUCCCUCAGAACCUGGCGACGACUGGACGCUCAGGGACAAGGCCAACCGACCACCGCCAUCGAUCCCCGUGACCAGCGCUAUGCCAGGCAUACCGGGAAUCAUGUCACAUCAUCAUCGCUUCUGA
Messenger RNA from Fusarium keratoplasticum, 345 nucleotides. RefSeq lists its product as uncharacterized. Bases 1 to 345 code for a protein of 114 amino acids. Lineage: Eukaryota; Fungi; Ascomycota; Sordariomycetes; Hypocreales; Nectriaceae. The record is from RefSeq and is a predicted model, not a curated record. The transcript has 2 exons.